ACCGCGGAGCAAAGCACACUCUUCCAUCUUUGCCCCCCCCCCCCACCCCGCCUCUCGUCGCAGUCGCCUCCUCUUCCCCGCGGUCUCAAACCCUGCGCACACGCGCAGCUCACCGCCGCGAGCGGAGGCCAGGAGAUCACGGAAGCGAGAUCCUGCAGCUUUGCGUCGGCGAGGACUGAGCCGAGGCUCUCCCCUUCCACCGAUCCGGAUCCCUCACGGCCCGAGCGAUCUCCGGCAGCGCCCUCGACGGAUCAACUCUCGCCCCAUCGCCGCGGUAAGUCUGCGUGUGUCGAUCUAGAGGCGGUUUUUGGUCUGCGGCGGGGGUUGAAAUGGAGGACUUGCUGGACACGGAGAUCGGGAAGAGCGACUACGACUGGCUUCUGACUCCUCCUGGAACACCCCGUGUUUCUGCAUUAGAUGCUGCUGAGAAAGCCCCAUCCUCAAAUUUGACUAAACGCACUGUUACCCGAUCAUCCUCGACAACUAGAGCAUCAAGGCUUUCCACUUCUGAACAAGAGAAUUGGCAUUCCACAUUUCCCACUAGACCAGCACGAAGUAACUCUGUCUCUCGCCCUUCAAUUCAAUCUACUCUUAUGUCUAGCAACAACAGGUCAUCAGUUCUCAAUGCAAGCAUUUCCUCUGUCAGUUCAAGACCUACAACCCCGAGCAAGCGAACUGCCACUCUUACUGUAUCAAAGCCAUCUGUUCCAUCUUCACGUCCAUUGCCAACACGGUCCUCUACACCAGUCAAAACCCGUCCGUCUACACCAGUCAAAACUCGGCCAUCUACUCCAGUGAAAAAUCAUCUUUCUGUGGCCAGCUCUAUGGCCAACUCAGCUGCUCCCAAGACCACAUCCGCACAAAGCUCGAGAUCAUCAACUCCUACCUCUCGGUCUCGAAUCAUGUCCAAUUCAUCUUCAAGCACAACUAGUGCAGUGAGCCGUCCCAGCUCAUCCUCUGGUAAAAUUCCUGCAAUAAGUCGUACCACCUCUUCCUCAAGUACAGUUCCUUCAGUGAGUCGUUCUAGCUCUCGGUCAUCCACACCUACUCGUCAGCCUGCGAUGCGUUCGUCAGCGCCAUCUGUUGGUCGCUCACCUUCUGUUGGGCGGAUUUCUGGCAGCAAUAACUUGACAUCUAAUGGCAGACCCUUGGCCAGUAGUGGUCGGAAUUCAGCGCCUUCUUCAGCACCAUCAUCCCGUCCAAGUUCCCCAAAUACACGGCCACGAGCUCCAGUUCGGCCACUGGAUAUUCCAGAUUUCCCAAGUGAAACUCCUCCUAACUUAAGGACUAAGCUGCCAGAACGACCACCCUUUGCUGGUAGAAUUCGACCAGGAAUGGCUGCGGGGGUCAGGUCAACCCCGAAUGCUGAACCAGUUUCCUCAGCUCCUGUGAAAAAGAUGUCCGUGCCUGCUAUAACUGGAAGUAGGUUCACUGAUGUAGCAUCAAAGACAUCUUCUCUUACCAAUAAGCACCAAAAUAGGCAGAGCGAUAGAUCUGUUUUGGAAGGCCAACCUGCCAGAACCUCAAGGUCUGUCACAGCUGCCGACAAUGGAUUUGGCAGGACAAUUUCGAGGAAGUCACUUGACAUGGCAAUCAGGCACAUGGACAUUCGACAAAAUUUGGGUGGUAUCCGUGGUACAUCUCUAUUUCCUCAUAGCAUUCGCUCUACUACUGCCAAGGGCCGACCAUCUAGAGUGUCAGACCCAGGCCAUUCCAUCUCAAAUGGUGACCGAUACGCCGAUAAUGGCAGCAGCAACGGACACUUCUCUGGAGAUUCUAGCGGUGCUCUUUCACACAACGGUGGGAGCUCAAUUGGUUCCCCAGAUAGGGAAAGCAUCGGAACUAAAGAGGUUCUGAGUGAAUUGGAUAUAUAUGCCAAUUCGCGGUAUGAGGCGAUGUUGCUGAGGGAGGACAAAAAGAACACGAGCUGGUUGCACAGUGUGGACGACAAGUCCGACCAGAGCCCAGUGUUCGAUCACAGGUUCGAGCCGCUCCCUGAGCCAUUUGGUCCGCUAUGAACUGUUUACUACCAGUAGAGGUUUCGUUCAUUGUUCUGUUCUACCCUAGCUAUUGCAAGCUGUAUGCUGUUAUCUGUUUCCGUUUGGUCUCCCACUUCCCCCAUCUUUUCAUAGAUCUGCUAAAACAGAAUGAUCGUGGGGUUUGUACCUUGUACUCCUUUAAUAGCUUGAGUCUCGAUUUUGCGCUGAAAAUCCAAUGUACGGGGACAUUAUAUACUCCAUUUACAACCUUAACUAUCA
This is a messenger RNA of Phragmites australis (common reed), 2258 nucleotides long. RefSeq lists its product as uncharacterized. The record is from RefSeq and is a predicted model, not a curated record. Gene Ontology annotation, biological process: cortical microtubule organization. Gene Ontology annotation, cellular component: cortical microtubule. The transcript has 5 exons. Bases 330 to 2018 code for a protein of 562 amino acids. NCBI's taxonomy places the organism in Eukaryota, Viridiplantae, Streptophyta, Magnoliopsida, Poales, Poaceae.